Molecule: messenger RNA, 1182 nt
Organism: Beauveria bassiana ARSEF 2860
Lineage: Eukaryota; Fungi; Ascomycota; Sordariomycetes; Hypocreales; Cordycipitaceae
Product: C6 finger domain protein, putative
Exons: 4
Coding region: 1-1182 (393 amino acids)
Source: RefSeq, a predicted model, not a curated record
AUGGUUGCCGAGACCAUUCAGCGAGAGAUGACGAGGCUUGCAAACUACACGGCAGAUACGCAACUCGAUACUCUUGGCUCAUUUCAGGCAUAUCUUAUCUACUCCAUCAUUGCUGUCUUUUUUCCGGCACAAGGAAGCCCUCCAUUCGGCAGUGAAAAGAUGGAGACUCUGCAAGAGAUGGCCUUUCGAACCGUACAGGCUGGGUUGCUCUCCCGAGCCGAGGCUGCUCAGACCCGGCCGACAUGGGAGUCUUGGAUUAUUGCCGCAACCAAACGCCGGGCCAUUUUCGCAUUUUACCUGCUCAGUAGCGUGUACAAUGCAAGUAUCUGCACUCCUAAUUUCCUCGCGGAGGAAUUGCGUGAGGUGUACAUGCCUGAUGCGAAACGUCUUUGGGAGGCGAGGACUCGCGACGAGUGGGAGCGGGAAUAUAGCGAGUACCUGUCUGGAUGGAAGGACGGACAGCUAAAGGUGUCGGAGCUGUGGCGAUCGGCAGAGACCGGGUCGACGGUUCGGCGUGAAAGAAUAGAUCGAUGGUUGCAGGGGGCAGACGAAUUCGGCAUGAUGUUGUUUGCUGUGCUCGGUCUUAUGACGGGAUUUAUGCAGAUACUGAAUCCGUACUGCAUUCGACGUGGAUCCGGCGAGGCCGUUGAAGCCGUCGAAACGCAAACGCUGCUCCAGCAAGUCAUGCAGCACAUAGAUGCAGCGACAUAUCAGGCCUACAUCAACCAACGUGUGCAGUGUGACACGGUGGCGGCGUUCCUUGGUCGACCCUCCAAUAAGGCUUUGCUGGAAGCAGCAGGCCACAUGAGCCGUUCUGUCGAUCCUCGAGCACCAACACAGGCGAGCACCGUAAAGUUGAACGUAAUCGAGACGGAUACAACGCUGGCCAAGUUGAUUGAGCUGCGAGAUUCUUUGAGCUCGGAGGUGCGCCGAGAAUCUGGGACUAUUAAAAGCGCCGAAUCUACAGGAACUAAGUUAUAUCAAAUGUACCGCACUGUGGAAAGCAAGGUACGAUCGACUCGAGCGUGCUUACGAAAACUUGCCAAAACCGCCACGCUUUUUGAUACAAUCAGCGCAACCGAAAUUAACGCACAGCUGCGCAAUGAUGCCAACUUGGAUGCUGGAGACUGGCAGCCGCAAAUGAUCAUGGUUUAUCCGAGCGUCGAAUGCUUGCGGAGCUGA